UAUACAAAAUGGCUACAUCCACAGUGUCUUGUAUUACGCAGCUGCCAACUUUUCUUAUUUAAGUGCACUUUCGCCUAUUUUCCCACACACUGAACUAUCUCGGAGGUGUUAAUUAUGAAGCUGUCUUGUAUCGUGAGGCGUGUGCUCACCCCCGGUGGUCCCCUCGGUGUCUUCGCUGGCAAAAGCGCCGGCGUUAGCGUCAGCGUUUCGACUCGAACGGGAGUGCGGGUGAUGAGGUACAGCCAGGCGGCACUUGAGGAGCAGCCAGCCACGCCGGGUAAGCUAGCGUGCUACCGCCUGGUUCACAGGGCGAUGGUCCGGGUCCAAGGAGCCGAAACUGGCUCCUUCCUUCAGGGGCUGGUCACCAACGACGUGCGCGAGCUGGAGGAGCCCGGCGGCCGCGGGGCCGUGUACGCGCACUUCCUCAACGUCCAGGGCAGAACGCUUUAUGACGUCAUAAUGUACAGUCAUAAGGAAGCGGCAACAGGAAGCGGCGUCUUCUUGGAGUGUGACGACACCGUGAAGGACUCGCUCCUGAGACACCUGAAAUUCUUCAAGAUCCGCAAGAAGAUCGACAUCAACCCGUGUCCUGAUCUCUCGGUGUGGGCCGUGCUCCCCCUGCAUCGAAACCACGGCCAGCGUUUCAGCAAGCCCGAGCUCUCCUCGCCGGAGAAGGCCACGGCGUGGGAAACGGACCCGCGGACGCAUGACAUGGGCUGGAGGUUGGUGCUGGGCAGUCAGGCGGACCCCUUGGAAGUCAUCGCGUCGUGUCAGAAAGGUGACACGGAGGAGUACCACAGGCAUCGCUAUUCCAUAGGACUUCCAGAGGGAGUGAAAGACCUUCCUCCAGGAGUGGCGCUGCCGCUCGAGUCCAACCUAGUCUACAUGCAAGGCAUCAGUUUCAGCAAGGGCUGCUACAUCGGCCAGGAGCUGACAGCCAGGACUCAUCACACCGGCGUGGUUCGCAAGCGCCUCAUGCCAGUGCGUUCGUCGGCGCCCGUCCAAGGCCUGGAGGAGGGCGCCGCGCUACACACGCGGUCGGGCAAGCCGGCCGGGAAGCACCGCGCGGGGCUUGGAAAUCUGGGCCUGAGCCUGAUCCGUCUGGCUCACGCCAAGGAGGCGCUGACGGUCAAAUCCGCCGACGACACCCAAAUGACGCUCGAGGCCUCCGUGCCCGACUGGUGGCCCGAAGAGGGGCAGAGCGACUCGGGAGCGUUCAUGUGACUUACAUGACACGUUUCAAACGGAGGCCGCAAGUGAUGUUUCACUGUCACAACUUGAACGUGUUUAUUUUUUUAAAGGGCAAACGAUGAGAUUGACACAUGCACGUCACUGCCACAAACAAAUCAUGUCGAGAAAGGUCUUCAGUUUUAACAACGUGACAAACAACGCUGUUUGAAAUAAAUAAACGU
Messenger RNA from Phycodurus eques (leafy seadragon), 1412 nucleotides. It is a transcript of the gene iba57, whose product is annotated as iron-sulfur cluster assembly factor IBA57. The record is from RefSeq and is a predicted model, not a curated record. Gene Ontology annotation, cellular component: mitochondrial matrix. Lineage: Eukaryota; Metazoa; Chordata; Actinopteri; Syngnathiformes; Syngnathidae. The transcript is spliced from 3 exons. Gene Ontology annotation, molecular function: protein binding. Bases 115 to 1224 code for a protein of 369 amino acids.